Messenger RNA from Plectropomus leopardus (leopard coralgrouper), 2755 nucleotides. Its product is annotated as arrestin domain-containing protein 3-like. Gene Ontology annotation, biological process: protein transport. Lineage: Eukaryota; Metazoa; Chordata; Actinopteri; Perciformes; Serranidae. The record is from RefSeq and is a predicted model, not a curated record. Gene Ontology annotation, cellular component: plasma membrane; cytoplasm.
UUUUUGUUGUCAAAAACGAAGUGCAGUGUUGUUGCCUUUUAAUGCUCUAAUGGGUGUUUGCGUAUCUUUUUGCAUUUAACCAAAUGAACAGCCUUACCUCGGGGAAUCUUUUGCUUUUGCGAAACUAGAGUCUUUUUUCCUUCUGUAGACGUUUUUACUCGAGUCUCAACGAUGUUCCAGCAGACCAUAAAAAACUUCAACAUAAACUUCAACGCGCUGAACGAGAGGAAUACUGUGUCCAGUGGAGACGUGCUGACAGGACACAUCUCCUUUGAACUCACGAAGGAGACGAAGAUCACUGCCAUAACGCUGGCACUGAAGGGGGGAGCAAAUGUCCACUGGUCGACUGGGGGAGGGGGAGGGAGGAAGAGAAGACAUCGCAAAAAUUACUCGGCAAAAGUGGAAUUCUUUCACUUCAAAAUCCUCCUCUUACAAGCAAGCGCCGCUGUUGGUGGGACACCAAAACUUCAGCCUGGCACGCAUGUGUAUCCAUUCACAUGCCAUCUUCCUCAGGGAGAGUUCCCAUCCUCCUUCCAUGGGCCUCAUGGACAAAUAGCGUACACUUUGACAGUGGGCAUCGACAGACCCUGGCAUAUGGUCAAGGACUUUGCGACAGAGUUAAACUAUGUGUACCGCAUUAAUACCAACCAGCCAGAGCUGGGGGCUCCUCUCUCAGGCUCCAACACCAUGACACUGUGCUGCCUGUGGUGUGCCUCAGGUCCCAUCACACUGAAAGCCAGCAUAGAGAAGAAAGCCUUCGUCCCUGGUGAGACUGUGAAAAUAAUUUGUGAGCUUAGCAACGCUUCAUCUCGAACAGCUACUCCAAAGGUGACACUGCAACAGAAGCAGGUUUACUACACCCUCAACAAAGCCAACAAGACCGUGGUUAUGAAAAACCUGGCGUCAGUGACUGGACAGCCCAUCAGCGCUUACACCUCUGAUGUGCACACCGAGAUCAUGUUCACUAUUCCCCCGUCUGCUUCACCCACCAUCUCUAACUGCAGCAUCCUAGACAUUGAUAACGUUCUAGAGGUGAGCCUCAGUGUAAGAGCUUAUCCCACCCUCGAUGUGCUGUUUCCCAUCAUCCUGUGUGACACCCCCGUCAAUGCUGAUCCACCCCCUUAUAUGUGAGUUUCAAAUGCAUCUAACAUGAUGGUGGGAUUCAUACUGUUCGACAGGCAUUAUUCUCUCUCGCCUUGAUGUAUUUUAUCAUUUUACUCUCAAUAGUAUCAAUUUUAGUACUGGACCGGAAAAUUGCCAUUGACACUGUGGAAACUGCCUUAAAGCAUCAAACUGCCUUUAUUCAGCUUUCAGACUGUGUGUUUUAUCUAUGUACUCUCUGCUAUGGAUUGUUUCAAAAUAUCAAAGGGAGUCUGUUGUGUUUUAGUGUCUGUUCUGUAUGAUUGCGUAGACUGAAGUGUGGAGGGUUAAUGAUGUUUUGCAGUUUGAAUGUUAUUACUACUUGAGCCAUAUCAACUAUUCUAUUAUCAACAUGUAUUUCCGGUGUUCACUGUUUACAUUCAGAUAACAUUCUCCUGUUCUUGUCAAAAUACAUAAUAUGUUAUUGUGUGUCCCAGAUGACUCUCCAAGGGAUUGUGUGAGAUAGUCCUAAAAAUGCAAUUUUGGAAUAUAUUAUUAUAAGUAUAUGUUUAGUUUGUUUCUAUAUCUUUAUUUUAACUUCCAUCGUGUCUUUUAACAUAUUAACUGCUGUUAUAUACAUACAGUUUUGUAAGUAUACUGUGUAGAAGUACUUUAUCCUGUAAUCUUAUUAUAUAAGAAGUAUGGGCACACUACGGGUAAAUGUCCACUAAAUCAUUGGUUCUCAAAUGGUGAGUUGCGGUCCAAAAGUGGUUCACGGGUUCAUUCUUAAUAGACUACAAUUGACUUUUGAACAUGAAGAGUGUGAAAAACAACUACAAAAAAACACUUUAUUUUGAAGUACGGUGAAUUUCCAGUUCAGAGCUUUAAUUUUGAAGUGCCGUUUCUCUUUAUUCUUGCAAUACUUUUAAUUCUUUAUCUUGCUAGCCAAGGUGUUGUUUACAUUUUGUGAAAUUAAUUUCCAUAUGUGGUCAUUUAUGAUGUGUGGACCUUUUAACUAAUGACAAAGGAGAAAUCUGGACCCUGUGACUGGACCAGUUGUGAACCACUGCUCUAAAUGAUGAUGAUGACAGAGCCAUGCAAACAGCUGAAUGCUCGACUGAACUGAUUCAAUACUUUGCACCAAAUUACUUUCUGCUCCCUUCAGCAGGGAAAACAGUGCAAGUACCGUGUAAACUAUAUUCACUCUGUUUAGCCUAUUUGUAAGUUACUGCAAACACCAUCAGCGUAAUUUCCUGGAGGAAAGUUUCUCCUCUUUGCUAUUCAGCUGGCGCUCACUGUAAGCGAGCCAGUAUGUUAAUAUCCACUAACUUCAGAUGGCUGGAAAGUGUGAGUUCAAUUUAUCUCAGGGAGCUUUGUUCAUAUUGCUGCUGUGAAAAUUAAACUUUUAAUGUGUUUGUUUAAUAUUUGAAACUAAUUUGCAGUAUUGGUAUGUAGCUUUUAUCCGGAGUGAGUUCACACCUUGACAGCCACAGCUGGUGAGCAUAAUGACUUGCUUCGGCUGUUGCUGGGCUCAAACUCCAGUGCCUCUUUUUUGGACAAUGAACUGGAAAUCAAUUAUUUUAUGCUGCAAGUACAUCGAAAGAAAAUGUAUGCAGACUCUCCUUGUCUUACAGUUAUAUUUGUGCCAUGUCUCAUAAACAGCAGGUCCAUCAGA